Messenger RNA from Talaromyces marneffei, 1650 nucleotides. RefSeq lists its product as uncharacterized. Gene Ontology annotation, molecular function: GTP binding. NCBI's taxonomy places the organism in Eukaryota, Fungi, Ascomycota, Eurotiomycetes, Eurotiales, Trichocomaceae. The transcript has 3 exons. Gene Ontology annotation, cellular component: nucleolus. The coding region runs from base 1 to 1650 and encodes 549 amino acids. The record is from RefSeq and is a predicted model, not a curated record.
AUGGUGAAGUUAGGUAAAAAGUCCAAGCGGACACCCGUCCGACUGCGACACAAGAUUGAAAAGGCCGGCGCAGCAAAGCAAAGGAAAGCAAGAAAACAAGCGAAGAAGGAUCCGACAUGGCGCUCAAAGAUCAAGAAAGAUCCCGGCAUUCCCAACCUGUUCCCUUUCAAAGACAAGAUCCUAGCGGAAAUUGAAGAAAAGAAGCGACAAAAGCAAGAAGAACAACUACGUAUCCGUGAAGAAGCUCGCGAGCGUCGCAAAGCCGAAAAGAAAGCUGCCGGAAUCGAGACUGCGGAUGACGAGGACGACGAGAUCAAUGAUGAUAUUGACAUCGAGGAUGAUGAUGAGGAUGAGGAUAUUGAUGGAAUGGACGAAGAUGGAGAUGACUCGAACCCCAUGGCUGCCUUACUUGCCUCUGCGCGCGCAAGAGCUGCUGAAUAUGAAGAAAAUGAGGAUGAGAUGAGUGAAGACUACGACGACGAUGACGAAGAUCGUAUGGAUCAAGACGGCGAAGAGGGAGGAAUUUCCCUAUCACAGGGCGAUAUCCCCACUAUCGCAUCACAGGUUGCAUCAAAAGAAAGCUCGCGACGAGCAUUCGACAAGGUCUUCAAACAGGUCGCGCAAGCAGCAGACGUGAUUCUAUACGUGCUCGAUGCGCGAGACCCAGAGGGCACCCGAUCGAAGGACGUCGAACGCGAGAUUAUGGCAGCUGAGGGAGGCUCAAAGCGCCUGAUCCUCAUUCUGAACAAGAUCGACCUCGUCCCCCCCGCAGUGCUCAAAGGCUGGUUGAUCCAUCUCCGACGAUAUUUCCCGACUCUCCCUCUCAAGGCCUCCAAUGGUGCACCCAACGCACACAGCUUCGAUCACAAACAGUUGACGGUAAAAGGUACAUCCGAGACUCUAUUCAAAGCGCUCAAGUCAUAUUCGCAAACAUCUCAAUUGAAACGAGCCAUCUCCGUCGGUGUCAUCGGAUACCCCAACGUCGGAAAAUCGUCCGUUAUCAACGCGCUCACAGCCCGUCUCAACCGAGGACGCAGCAAUGCCUGCCCUACGGGCGCCGAAGCGGGCGUGACUACCAGUCUUCGAGAGGUCAAGUUGGAUAGCAAGUUGAAACUCAUCGAUUCCCCCGGUAUCGUCUUCCCGAAUAGCCACAAAGCAUCUUCGAAGAAGAAGAGAGAGAACGACGAAGCUCGUUUGGUCUUAUUGAAUGCCGUUCCUCCUAAACAAAUCACCGAUCCCAUUCCCGCCGUCAACCUCCUUCUCAAACGCCUUUCGGCUACCAACGAGACCUUGUUCCAGAAAAUGCUCGGUCUCUAUGGUAUCAAUUCAUUGUUCCCGAUGAACGGCGGAGAUACGACGACCGAUUUCUUGAUCCAGGUGGCUCGCAACCGCGGCCGACUUGGUAAAGGUGGUGUGCCCAACAUAGCAAGUGCAGCGAUGGCUGUUAUUACUGAUUGGCGCGAUGGAAGAAUCCAAGGUUGGCUUGAACCGCCCGUGUUGGCCGUUGCAGGUGUCAACACUCCAGCCUCUUCUGAUGCUGCAACUGCAGGAGACAAUGGCCCUGCCGCAGACGUGAAAGAAAUUGUCACAGAAUGGGCCAAGGAGUUCAACAUCGAAGGACUCUGGGGCAAUGGUGAGAGCGACGAGUAA